Messenger RNA from Rattus norvegicus (Norway rat), 4941 nucleotides. Lineage: Eukaryota; Metazoa; Chordata; Mammalia; Rodentia; Muridae. The record is from RefSeq and is a predicted model, not a curated record.
GGACCGUCUGGACCCCUCGGCCCCAAUGCCUGAGCGAGCAGAGCGGUGUGGGUGGCGGUGGUCGGAGCUGUGCCGGGGACCCAGGGGGGCGAGCGCGGCUGCUGUGCUAGGGCACGCUGCUAGGACCGUGUGUAAGUUUGGCAUGAUUUGGUCCCCUGGGAUUCUGCCUUAGCAGGAAAGAAGUUGGAAAUACUUCCUGGAAGGAACUAACACAAUACAAACGCCACAGCUUAGUCCUUACAUGUCAGCCACCUUACAAAUAUGGACACAUUUCCUAGCAUAUUUCCACCCGGAGGAGACAGUAGGCUGAAUCCUGAACCUGAGUUCCAAAGUAUGUUAAUAGAUGAAAGGGUACGAUGUGAACAUCAUAAACAUAAUUAUCAGGCUCUGAAAAUUGAACACAAAAGGUUGCAGGAAGAAUAUGUAAAAUCACAAAAUGAACUUAAGCGUGUGUUAAAUGAAAAACAAACAAACCAGGAAAAAUUCCAACUGCUCCUUGAAGAAUUAAGGGGGGAAUUAGUAGAGAAAGUUAAGGACAUGGAAGCAAUGAAACUGCAGAUAUUAACACCACAAAAAUUGGAAUUGGUAAAAGCCCAACUACAACAAGAAUUAGAAGCUCCAAUGCGAGAACGUUUUCGGACUCUUGAUGAAGAAGUGGAAAGGUACAGAGCUGAAUACAACAAGCUCCGCUACGAGCACACAUUCCUCAAGUCAGAGUUUGAACACCAGAAGGAAGAGCUUACUCGUAUUUCAGAAGAAGAAAAAAUGAAAUACAAGUCAGAGGUUGCACGACUGGAGAAGGAUAAAGAGGAACUACAUAACCAGCUGCUUAGUGUUGAUCCCACAAGAGAUAGCAAACGAGUGGAGCAACUUGUUCGAGAAAAAACCCAUUUGCUUCAGAAAUUGAAAAGUUUAGAGGCUGAAGUAGCAGAAUUAAGGGCUGAGAAAGAGAAUUCUGGUGCUCAGGUAGAAAAUGUCCAAAGAAUACAAGUGAGGCAGUUGGCUGAGAUGCAGGCCACUCUCAGAUCCUUGGAGGCUGAAAAGCAGUCAGCUAAACUACAGGCUGAACGCCUAGAAAAAGAGCUACAAUCAAGCAACGAACAAAACACCUGUUUAAUUAGUAAAUUGCAUAAGGCUGACCGAGAAAUAAGCACGCUGACUAGUCAGGUGAAAGAGCUUAAACAUGCAAACAAGCUCGAAAUAACUGACGUCAAACUGGAGGCUGCAAGAGCGAAGAGUGAGCUAGAGCGAGAGAGGAAUAAGAUCCAAAGUGAACUCGAUGUUUCUUUUUCUUUUAAAAAUACACUAGGACUGCAGUCAGACAAUGAAAUUCUCAAGUCGACUGUUGAACACCACAAAGUGCUCUUGGUGGAAAAAGAUCGUGAAUUAAUACGUAAAGUACAAGCUGCCAAGGAAGAAGGUUACCAGAAACUUGUGGUCUUGCAAGAUGAAAAGCUAGAACUUGAGAACAGAUUAUCAGACUUAGAGAAAAUGAAAGUGGAGCAUGAUGUCUGGAGGCAGUCGGAAAAGGAUCAGUGUGAAGAGAAGCUGCGGGCCUCCCAGGCGGCAGAGGAGGCAGCCCGGAGGGAACUGCAGAGCAUUAGGUUAAAACUUCAACAACAAAUUGUGAAUACCGAAAAAGCAGAGAAAGAAAAACUUGAAAAUUCUGAACUGAAACAGGGACCACCACUGUGUGUCUGAAUAAUUAGGUAAGUAUGCUGUACUGCUGCGCUGCAUCCUGGGCUUAGGGCGGGUUCUUUAGGUUUAUGUCUUGAUUCUGUCAACUCUGCAAGGUCUUUCAGAGGAUGGCUAAAGAGAAUUUGAAGUGAAACAAAAAUGAAGACUUGAUUAUUAGCUGAUGAAGUAGAAAUGGCCUAUGAAAGAUGUAGGUACAUAAUUGUCCCUAGUGAGGUCUGUUGUGACAACUUUACAAAGGGUAAGGGUGGAGUAAAGCCUAUGACUUUGAUACAUGUACUGAUAAAUGGCUCUAGAGCAGUGGUUCUCAGCCUUCCUAAUGCUGCCACCCUUUAAGACAGUUCCUCAUGCUGUGGUCACCCCAACUGUAACUUUAUUUUUAUUGUUACUUUAUAACUUUAAUUUUACUACUGUUAUGAAUUGUAAUAUAAAUAUUCGAUAUGUAGGAUAUCUGAUAUACAGCCCUUGUGAAAGGGUCAUUUGACCCCCAAAGGGGUUGUGUCCACAGGUUGAGAACCAUUGCUCUAUAGAGGCUAAGGAAUCCAUAGCAUAUUUAUUAGAUUUCUCAAAGCAUCUUUCUCCUUCUCAGUACUGGGGCAUACAGAAAGCUUGGAAACAUUUGAAGAACAGGAUUAUAGUGACUCUUCCUAUGUUCAUGCCCAGCAGCUCCUGAGUACUCGGAGAGUAGCCUUUCUGGUAGGGUAGCUGAUCUAAUUCGUGCUUAGGGAAAACAAUGCUCCCGAAACUGUUUUCCCUGCUGGCUUGCUUUUAAAAUCUCUUGUGGUAGAGAGAAGAAUGGCUUUGUAACAGGAGACUGUCUGCCAAUCUCCUUCCCAAAGCACCUACUCCCCAAUCCUCUUUGCCAUGCCCAUUGGGGAUGAAAGGGAAGAAGUCAGUAGCUGAGUUCUGAGUGCAGUUUAAAUGCUUGGGUUAGAUGAGAAAUGACCCAGCCUUGCUGUGUGUUGUCUCGUUUACAGGGCAUCCCUGCGUGCCUCACCUCCUGGGAGAGCAUUCAUGAGGGGGGGCUCUGCGCCUCACAUGCCUCCAUGGAUAUCUCAGUGGCUUUCUAUUUCUCUUUUUUCCUUUAAGCAAAUCAGUCAUUUACAGAUCCAAGUGACCUCACUGACGCAGUCAGAGAAUGACUUGCUGAAUUCAAACCAAAUGCUGAAGGACAUGGUGGAGAGGUUAAAGCAAGAGUGCCGACAUUUAAGAAGCCAAGCUGAAAAAGUGCAACUAGAAGUUGAAAAGUAGAGUUUGCUCUUUUGUAUAUAAACUUGUGUUUUCUGCUGUGUAAAGUGUAUUCUGCUGAUGAUUGGGACCCUGAGUGUAUAUGUAGGAAGUUACUUUCUCCUUUUAUAAAAUGAACUUUUGCUCCUAAGUUGCUCCUAAAAAUUUUAGGCAUGGACAAAAGACCUUUAAAAUUGUAUCUGAGUAUAGUAUUCUCAAAACUCUUAAUGAGAAACCUUUAUUCAUUUAGCAAACCUGACUAUGAUUCCCCAAAUCCGUCUUGAAAACCAGAGAGCAGAACGAUUUGGUUGUGGAGUGUUGCAAACACACACAGGCUUCUUAGAACUAGUCCUUUGGAUUUCCCUUUUGAAAAGUUGUCUACUUAAUUACAUUCUUUACAUCUUGAAAUUGCUGCUGGUAAACUGUAUACUAGUAAGAAAAAUGCACUGGGUAUGCUCAGGAUUUUAUUCUCUAGGAAAUGUUGUGAGGAAAUGGGGCUCCGCAUGUAAUUCAGCAGAGUUGUCUGGCUUAGUAUGUUGAGACAGGCCCUGGCUUGAUUCCUAGCACCACAGAAAUAAAUUUUAAAAAAGCAAAAAGAAACAUUAAAUGUAGAAUAUUGUUUUCUAUUUCCUUUGUUUUUAUAGCAUGUUAUUUUUAUUUAUCUAUAGGACAGUUUUCUUUCCAAAUCCUUAAUUCAGUCUUAACAUAUCAAAUGUUUUCUCUGCAGGUUUUCCUGUUGUAAAGCUUGUCUGUGCUUUAUGUAUGGAGAGUCAGUGAGGAACGUACAUCUCCAUAAUGUGCUCUGACGUUCCAGAGGAUCUAGCUUACUUUUCUUCCUUUUUGAAAAGAAAAAUUUCUAUCUUGUGAUCCUCAAGCAUUUGAUUAAAAUGAGCUUAAGAAUUGUAAUGGCAUACAGUGUGGCUAACAGAUUUAAGUAAUCCACUAUUGGUUUCGGACAGAUAGUCAUUACAUUGCUCCAAAUACCUUAACUGGACUAGGAACCUAGGUCAGCAAAAAUGUGCUUAGCAUGUGAAUGACUCUGAGCUAAAUUCUCAAAGACAAAACAACAUACUGAGUUUUUAAGUCAGUAGAAUUAAACUUUUGUUCCAACUAAUGUAUUUAGAAUCUAUAGGAGUAAAUGACAAGCAAUCUAACAUGAUGGGAUUUGUUAUUUUGAUUUUUAGUGACCAUGGUAUUGAUACUAAAAUUGGUAUUAUAGAUGAGUAUGCAGAAUAGCUUUUAGAUUAUGUUAUUGCUGGGAUACAACUUAAAAUAACAUUUAUAUAAAAUUUAUUCUACACAGAAAGCAUUCUGCAUUAAGGCUUAAUAUCAAGCUUAAUUUUCCCCCUUUUAGAUUGCCUAUAUGUACUAUGUAGCCCUGACUGUCCUUGAAUUUGCUUUAUAGAACAGGCUGGCCUUGAGCCCAGAGAGAUCAGGUUGCCCAGGCCGCUGUACUGCUGGAGUUAAAGAUUCUAGCUACCACACCAGGCAUCAGGCUUGGUUUUUAACUGUCUGUAUUAGUCACAGUUUCCGUAUCCUGAUAUUUAUAAUUAUUGUUUAGAUUUUAAGUGCUUACUGUCAGUAAGUAGACAUGUUUCUUUACACAACUUUAAAUGCUCUAAACUUCAGUUUCCUAACAGGUAAAAGACACAACAGAUGUAUUAAUUCUAAAGGGCUUCGUGUAAACAGUAUACAUGUUUUUUCUAAAUAGUGUCAUAUUCAUAAGACUUGCUCUAUAGCAACAAUGUGAGGAAAUAUGUGGCCACAUAGGAGUCACUAUAGCUGGAAAGGGGAGGGCAUGGUCAGGUAGGCAGGGAGUUUGAGGACACUUGCGAUUUGAUCUAAGAAUUUCUGUUACAUUCCUUGGUUUGUGUAAUACUCUCUGCCAGGACACUGGAGGAAAAGCAGAUACAGUGGUUGGAAGAAAAGCAUAAGCUUCAUGAGCGUAUCACAGACAGAGAGGAAAAGUACAAUCAAGCAAAAGAGAAACUGCAGCGGGCAGCAACUGCUCAGAAAAAG